This is a messenger RNA of Diutina rugosa, 1098 nucleotides long. It is a transcript of the gene TLG2, whose product is annotated as Tlg2p. Gene Ontology annotation, molecular function: SNAP receptor activity; SNARE binding. Bases 1 to 1098 code for a protein of 365 amino acids. Gene Ontology annotation, biological process: vesicle fusion; intracellular protein transport; vesicle-mediated transport. The record is from RefSeq and is a predicted model, not a curated record. Gene Ontology annotation, cellular component: SNARE complex; endomembrane system; membrane. NCBI's taxonomy places the organism in Eukaryota, Fungi, Ascomycota, Pichiomycetes, Serinales, Debaryomycetaceae. The transcript has a single exon.
AUGUUUCGAGAUCGGACAAACUUGUACUUGUCGUACCGGCGGACGGUCCCCCGGCGAAGUGGAGCUCGGCCAGUUGAUCUCAAUGAAGAGGAGAACCUUAUUGGCCAGCGCCGAUUCCGUGAAGGCAGCGGGCGCCACUCGGUGGACGGGGGCCAGCUGAUUGAAAUGAAGCCGCUAGUGCCGCUGAUGUUUGAGAUUGCCGACGAAUUGAGUAACAAUUUGGGUUUCAUUAAGAGCCAGGUGGCUGAACUCAACGGCCUCUAUAAGAAGCUUAUUAUCGUCAACCAGCUGGAGAAGCCUAAGCUUGAAGAGCUGAUCGAGGAGCUCAAUUACCGGAUCCUCAAGGAUUUUGAAAAGUGCUACGUGUUGGUGAAGAAGUUUGAGUACUUGGAAAAGAACCACGGCAAGCUCAACCUCAACUAUACCCCUCAGGACCUCGAAAUCUUGGCCAAUUACAAAAAGAACUACGCUCGCCAGAUCCUGGAGCGGUCGAUGAUGUUCAGAAAUUUACAGAACAACUACAUCAAGUUCUUAAACAAUGACGACGACGAAACCGAUAUGUUGUUGCUCGAGGAGACCGAACUGAAGCCCGCCGGCCCGGGCGACUCCAUCGAGGAGUAUAGCAAGCAGGUGCUUCAGACACGACAGCAGGACCUGCUGAUGUUGCAGCAGCGAGAUCGCGAGAUUUCUAAGCUUGCCAUGGGGAUCUUGGAGAUUCUGACCAUCUUCAAAGAGAUGGAACUGAUGGUGGUGGACCAGGGGACAUUAUUGGACCGCAUCGACUAUAACUUACACAACACGGUGGCGGAUCUCCAGCAGCUGGACCGCGAGCUUGUCAAAGCGCGCUCGUACCAGAAGCGCACCACCAAGUGUAAGCUUAUCUUCUUGCUUCUGCUUGUGGUGGCGGUGCUCUUUAUGAUCGUUAUCGUGAAACCACACGGGAAGACGAAAGUGGUGGAAGCUCCCGCUAAGCCUCAGAAACCCCAGACACCGGAAACGCCUGCUUCUGACCCUGAUUCCCAGGUGGUAAAACCCAAACCGAUUGCCGAUGACUCGUCGCCGGCGCCUGAUCGACCCCUGGUCCCAGAUAAUCAAUAG